AUGAGAUACGAGUCAGAAGACGACGACGAUGAGGAGGGACUGAUUCAUGAGGAAUCACUGGAGAAUUUGAUGAAACGACGAGCCUCCGAUCCGUUGUUUCUCGAUUUCAACACAUGGAAAAAGAAAGUUGGCAGUCUGAUACAGUCUGAAAAUCAUGUCUUAAUGCAUAGUGACGAGACACUUCGGAAUGCGAUUAAUGAGGCGAUGUUUCUGGAAGUGGCGUCGGAUAAUUUGAUGAAAAAGAGAAAAAUGCAAUUUGAACUUCUGGAUGAAUGUCGUAAGGAAGAAGGCUCAAAAGCUAAGAAGCUCUACGAAGAGAACAUGGACACUUUGAAGAAAGAUUAUGGAUGGAAGUUCAAUUCCUACUCCAAAAUGCUGACAUCUGCAUUCGAGAGAGCAACUCUUCCAUUCGAUGCUCCAGACAUCACACGUCCACCCCCUUUUCAAUUACCCAAAAUGAAUGUUCCACCACCUACAUUUUUCAAUUCGACACUAGUCAGACCAGCCUCCGCAUCGUCGUCAACGAGUUCGGUUACUAUGGCAUUGGCAAGAGCUGCUAUCACUCCAUCACCACGAGUCUCUGUUCCACUGAUAUCCUCACACCUUCUUCCACCACCAGUCGAAAAGAAUGUGAUUCGCGAUUUUUCUAGGGAAGAUUUAGACGAGAAGAAGAAGAAAGAAAAGAAGGUGGAAGCCGUGAAACCGAAUGUGCAAGAGACGAAACCGACGGCUAAAUUACCGGUGAUUCGUGCAUUCCAAAGUACCUCAUGGCGAAUUCCAUACCAUCCGGUGCCAGUUCCUCCUCCAAAAGCGUAUUUCGCUGGCAUUCCACCAACGCCUCCCCCAUCACUUCAAAGAAACACCGCCGUCGCUAGAAGAAGCAGAUUCACAGGAGGAAACGAAAGGAGCACCCCAUCGCCUUCUUCCGACUCGUCACAGUCAUCUGGAGUCGUCGGAAUCAACGUUCGUGGACUUUUCGUUGGAAAUCGACAACGUCAAAGUUCUGGAUCGUCACCAGCUAACUAG
Messenger RNA from Caenorhabditis remanei, 1026 nucleotides. RefSeq lists its product as uncharacterized. The record is from RefSeq and is a predicted model, not a curated record. The coding region runs from base 1 to 1026 and encodes 341 amino acids. NCBI's taxonomy places the organism in Eukaryota, Metazoa, Nematoda, Chromadorea, Rhabditida, Rhabditidae. The transcript has 7 exons.